AUGGCAUCCAAAUACACCCCUGAGACAAAUGCAAUGCCUCAUCUGGUCGUUAAAAUCGUUGCUAGUAGACAGGUCAAAUAUUUUGUGGAAGAACCAGAUAAGUCAAAGGUGUUAAAUCCAGAAGUGGUUGCUGCGGAUGUCCCGAGUGUAGUCCCUGAAGAUGUGUCUGUACAUACAGGCAAAAUAUCCCCAUCGCAAAGUCCUUUCCUAAACAAAGCACUGGAUGAGAGCGCACACAUUCACAAGGAGUUACAACAGAUUCGUGAGAGGCAGUGUGUGACAGCACCUUGUGGUGACCGCUUCCAGUCUUACAUUCAUCUGAGGAAGAGCCUCUCAGCUUUGACAAACCUCCGUAGAGCGCCAAGCCAACGGCAAUCUCUCUUGGGCGAACAAGGGGAAGGUGAGAUGAAGGAUGGGGAACCAGAUGAGGAACGACGACUCGUGCUGCAGGCCGUCAGGGAGGAGCUGCGGGACUGGUGCGCCUCCUCCUCCCCCUCCUCCUCCUCCUCCUCCCCCUCCUCCCCCUCUGCUCUGGGAAACAUGGAGCGUGACAUGCUGGAGCUGGACACCUCCCGCACAGGAGCCAUCCAUCAGGCCCAACUCACCUACGUGUUCUUGAGAAGCAAGGUUCCCUUGAAGUUGCCGACUUUGGGUCGUUUGUUCCACGUGUUCUCCAAAGAGACGUGCCCUGAUGAGGUGCUUAUGCAGAAAAAGGUUUUGCUAUGUGCAGUCACCAGUCGGACACAUUUCAUGCGCCACUCAGCUCAGAUAGGAUCACUUACUAACGUGUCUUUGAUGUUUUGA
This is a messenger RNA of Sardina pilchardus (European sardine), 804 nucleotides long. RefSeq lists its product as uncharacterized. The transcript is spliced from 4 exons. Lineage: Eukaryota; Metazoa; Chordata; Actinopteri; Clupeiformes; Clupeidae. Bases 1 to 804 code for a protein of 267 amino acids. The record is from RefSeq and is a predicted model, not a curated record.